UAUGAAACCAAGCAAUAUUGAAUUCCAAACGUUUUCAAUGUGGAUGGCUAUGUCGGAAUGGAGGUGCUUGGCUUCUUGGCUUCAUGGUUGGAUCCAAGCGGAAACGUGCUCCAUAGAGCGCCACAUAUUGUUUAGUGCUGGACACAUCAGACAAUACGGACCACUUUAGCACAGUACCGGUACGACUCAUAGGGUGGUAAAAGAGGUACUUCAAAAGAGGGCUCGCAGCUCCUGUGAGGAACCAUCGAAGUAGAAGGAGCUCCUAGUUUGUCUCUGCUGAAAAAUCUUGGAAGGACUUUGUUUGCAUGCUUUUGAAGUGAAUCUCAUGGCUUCCACUCAGCUUAGAAAUUACACUUCGUGCUUCCCGAAGAGCAGCUUCAAGCCUGCAAGGCCAUCCUUGGUUGUUGCAAGUGCGGUAAGAUUCGCUCCAAACAAGAACAACGAGGAUGUUUCGCUUGUAAUUGGCAGCAAAGUAGAUGUCUCCGUGGAGAAAGUUCUGGUCAAGGAGCUAGAGCAGGCAUACAAAGUCUCGCCCAUCAAAACUCUUCCGGCACCACCAGCGGAGGAGCUUCAUCCCCCAGCCGAGGAAAAGAAGUCAGAGCUGAGCCAGAGAUGGAGAGAAAUUCAAGGGGCUUACCACUGGGAGGGCCUGCUGGAGCAUCCUAUCGAUCCAUGCCUGCGAGCCGAGAUCAUCCGCUACGGCGAGUUUGCUCAAGCUUGCUAUGACGCCUUCGACAUGAACACUCGGUCCAAGUACUGCGGAAGCUGUAAGUAUUGCAAGAAAGAGCUCUUUGACCGAGUGGAUCUACCGGGCCGAGGUUACGAAGUGACCAAGUUUCUCUACGCCACCGCGGACCCGGAGAUCCCGUUCUUCUUCAAAAGCUCCGAGGCCUCGGACUCUCCCAACCGGGACUCCAACUGGAUCGGCUACGUCGCCGUGGCUACCUGCGAGAAGGAGAUCGCAAGGCUAGGGAGGCGAGACAUCGUCGUUGCCUGGCGGGGGACCGUCACCUCGAUCGAGUGGUCCGAGAACUUCAAGGACUUCCUCACACCCGCGGGGCUGGAUCAGCGACACUGGGACAAGAACAAGUGCUCGUUCCUCGACGGUGUCAAGGUGGAGAAUGGCUUCCUCCACUUGUACACGUCCAAGAAGAAGAGUGCCAAGAAGAAGAAGAAUCGGAGUGCCCGCGAGCAGCUGCUGUGGGAGAUCCAUCGCCUUGUUGGUCUCUACAAGGGCGAGCAGCUGAGCAUCACGGUGACUGGGCACAGCCUCGGCGGAGCCCUGGCGCUCCUCAGCGCCUACGAUAUCGCUGAGUCAGGCAUGGACGAGCCCCUCACGAGCGUCGUGUCCGGGAGCUACUGCGAGCAGCAGGGAGCUCCAACCGGAACUAUGGAUCCCAUCUUCGAGAGCCUCCCCCGGCCUCACAACAUCGACGACGAUCCGACCAACAACAUCCCCGUCGCUGUCUUCUCCUUUGCCGCCCCCCGGGUCGGGAACGAUGCGUUCCGUGAUCGAUGCGACUCGCUCGGUAUCAAAGUCCUUCGCGUUGUCAACGAGAAGGACUUGGUCCCCAAAACUCCGGGGAUCUUCUUCAACGAGAACAGCUUCGCAUUCAUCCGGGCGGUGAUCGACAAGCUCCCAUGGACCUAUUCUCACGUCGGCCAGCAGCUCCAGGUUUGCAGCACGCACUCGCCAUUGCUCCAGCCCACGAUGAAUCCGUCCUGGCAUCACAACUUGGAAGCCCACUUGCAUCUCUUAGAUGGGUAUCACGGCCCAGACAAGCCGUUUUCUUCAAUGACGCAGAGGGAUCCAGCGCUGGUGAACAAGGCUGCCGAUUUCUUGAUCGAGGAAAUGGGUAUCCCGGGUUUUUGGUGGCAAGAGAUGCACAAGGGUCUGGUAAAGGAUUUAUCUGGAAGAUGGGUGCAGCCUCACAGGGAACCCCACGAUGGAGACGACGAAGAUUGUUGCAAAUAUCAUCGACGUCACUGAGGGACUGUGCUACGGAAAGAGAGUAGCGAAGGUUGGCACAAUAAUUGCAUUGCGUAAAGAACAAUGUUUAGUGACAAACAGCAUAUUUCGGAGCCUGUACAAGUUGUGAAUACAAUAAUGAAUGGAUUUGCGUACAGAAAGAAUUUGUCAAUGUUGAAGAGUGACAGGAU
Selaginella moellendorffii is the source of this 2160-nucleotide messenger RNA. RefSeq names its product phospholipase A1-Igamma1, chloroplastic-like. Lineage: Eukaryota; Viridiplantae; Streptophyta; Lycopodiopsida; Selaginellales; Selaginellaceae. The transcript has a single exon. Gene Ontology annotation, molecular function: glycerophospholipase activity. The record is from RefSeq and is a predicted model, not a curated record. Gene Ontology annotation, biological process: lipid metabolic process. The coding region runs from base 326 to 1990 and encodes 554 amino acids.